GACCAUUCUGAGAGAAAAUCGAAAUCAAAAAGUCUUGUAUACAAAUUGAUAAGAAAGGCAGUAGUUCUUCGAAGAUAGUUAUGUAUAUAAUUUCGUUGCAAGCUGUUAUGGCUUAAUGAUGAAUAUUUGAACACUUUGAAAUAAUCUCUUUAUGUUAUUAUUAGAUUUAUUUGCUGAGAUUUAAAUCUGAAUCAUCAUGGCUCUUUAUAACCGUUCCGUAGGAGGUGGCACAGACAUCAAUGACACUUUUGAUAACUCUUCCCUUAGUCAAGAAUUGUUAGAAAAAGCAGAGAGGGAAUUGAUGGAAAAACCUUCAUGGAGAGAUAGAGAUAUACAAGCCCUUAGGGAUAUGAUAGUUGAUGAUCCUGAUUUAGUCUCAAGAUCAGAUGAUGCCUUUUUGUUAAGAUUCUUGCGUGCACGAAAGUUUGACUACAGUCGUUCAUUUACUUUGCUGCAGAAUUACUAUAUGAUGCGUGUCAAACAUGCCAACAUUUUCAAGGACUUCACUCCUACUGCUCUGAAGCAUGUCCACCAAUUGAACCUUCAAGGUUUUCUGCCAUUCAGAGACCCAGAAGGCAGAGCAAUUUUUGUUUUUAGAGGAGGUUUGUGGGAUCCUUCCCUAUGUUCAGCUGAUGACUUGUUUCGUGCCAAUGUGAUCUGUUUAGAAAAGCAAAUUGACGACCCUUUAACUCAGAUAAAUGGAGUUGUAGCUAUACUGGACAUGAAAUCGCUGGGAUUUCAUCAUGUACGACACUUUUCUCCUAGUCACGCUCUCAAGGUGGUGUCGUUAGUGCAAGAUUCCUUCCCUGCUCGAUUCAAGGCUGUGCACAUUGUUAAUGAGCCUGCUUUGUUUGAUCUUGUUUUAACUAUAGUGAAACCUCUCAUAAGUGAGAAGUUGAAGAAGAGAAUUUAUACUCAUGGAAGUAACAUGAAAACUCUGCAUUCUCACAUACCUACUGAUAUCCUUCCUUCUGAAUUUGGUGGUCUUUUGGGUCCCUUCAAUAACAAAGCUUUCAUCGAGAAGCUCGCUGAAGAAGAAGAAACUUUCAUCCAGAGCCAGAUGUACGGAUACAUAUCACAAAUUGCCGAAAAAGGUGUCAAAAAGACUGUCAGCUUGGAAACAUUCUCACCAUACAGACGAGUGUGUAUAAGAUGAAAUGAGCAAAUGGAUGAUCCAGUAUUAAAAAAAAUUGUAUAUAUAGCAUUUUUAUUUUUUUAACAUGGGUCGUAGACUUCCUUGAUAGUAAAAUGUUUAAAGUAUGUACAUAUUGUUAAAUAGGUCUUUUAUAUUAACAUAGUUUAUUUGCUUAUUUGUAACAAAUAAUGAAUUUCAUAGGAUUGCAUUUACUUUAUUAGCAUCAAGCAGUUCAUUUUUUUUUUCCGGACUAUAUUGCAGCCAGUGGUGUAACUAAAUUGUAUAAGGGCCUUGGCAAACAUUUGGGACAGGCCCCCUUAACAAAUUAAACUCAUCACUAUCAUGAAUUGUAAAGAUACUUUAGUUUUUGAGGUGCUUAUUGACUCUUUUAGUUGAUUUUAAGGAUUUUGUGAUUUCAAAGGAGUAAGGAAAUAAUUGAAUAUUUAUUUGCAUUUUUGACUUUUUUGUAAAGUAACUUUAUUUUACAAAUAAUUUAAAAUUAUUUAUCUCAUUUCAGCUGUUACUUCUUUAAAAUUCAGUUUUCAGAUCAAAAAAGAAAAAAAAAUGAUAUGUUCAUAUCUAUGUAAUUAUAACUCCUCGAGUUAGAUUCUUGCCA
Molecule: messenger RNA, 1751 nt
Organism: Argiope bruennichi
Lineage: Eukaryota; Metazoa; Arthropoda; Arachnida; Araneae; Araneidae
Product: alpha-tocopherol transfer protein-like
Exons: 6
Coding region: 197-1156 (319 amino acids)
Cellular component (GO): membrane
Molecular function (GO): phosphatidylinositol bisphosphate binding
Source: RefSeq, a predicted model, not a curated record